Molecule: messenger RNA, 3916 nt
Organism: Dufourea novaeangliae
Lineage: Eukaryota; Metazoa; Arthropoda; Insecta; Hymenoptera; Halictidae
Gene: Fhos
Product: FH1/FH2 domain-containing protein 3
Exons: 18
Coding region: 124-3618 (1164 amino acids)
Biological process (GO): cortical actin cytoskeleton organization; actin filament network formation
Cellular component (GO): cytoskeleton; cytoplasm
Molecular function (GO): actin filament binding
Source: RefSeq, a predicted model, not a curated record
UCGGGAACAACACCUUGUUAAUUCGUGUGUACAGUGUACGUAUCGAUAGCCGUGAUUGAAUAAAAGUGAUCCGGCCGAGUGCACCGCUACCCCUGGAUUAGUCCGAGGACAUGAGACCACAGGAUGCCACCUUACUGCCGAAAGAACUCGAUCGUUCUCAGGACACAGCUGUCCGUGAGGGUGCACACCAUUAUAGAAAAAUUGCUGAACAGCGAGGGCCGCGAGCUGCGACGGGCUCUCUUCUCCCUCAAGCAGAUCUUUCAGGAGGACAAGGACCUGGUGCACGAGUUUGUGCAAAAUGAUGGUCUUGCCUGCCUCAUCAAGGUUGGCAGCGAGGCCGACCAGAAUUACCAAAAUUACAUAUUACGGGCUCUCGGUCAGGUGAUGCUCUACGUCGACGGUAUGAACGGAGUGAUGGAACAUGGCCAGACGGUGCAGUGGUUGUACACGCUGAUAGCCAGCCGCUUUCGACUGGUCGUGAAGACCGCGCUGAAGUUAUUGUUGGUGUUCGUCGAGUACGUGGAGACGAACAGCCUUCUGUUGGUGAGAGCGGUGCGGUCCGUGGACACGUCCAGGGGCAUGAUACCCUGGACGAACGUGAUGAAGCUACUGAAGGAUUACGACGCGGCCGAUACCGAGCUGCUAAUCUACGCCACGACGUUGGUCAACAAAUGUUUAAACGGCAUACCGGACCAGGACACUUAUUACGACCAAGUCGACUGUUUAGAGGAGCAAGGGAUCGAGGGCAUCAUCCAGAGGUACAUGUCCAAGCAAGGGACCGACCUCGAUUUGCUCAGACAGUUCCAAAUCUAUGAGGCUGUCCUACACCACGAAGAUGGGAACGAUAGGGGAUCCCCUAUUCGGCAGCUCGACGAUAACAUCAGGAAGACGCUGCGGAACCGGAAAUCGCUGGUGGAUUCGCACGAGCGUCGAAAAUCCCGCAGACACUCGACCGGUACGUCCCCGUUGUCGAUGUCCUUGAAUGCCCGGCUAAGUCCGCGGCUGAACCACUCGUUGGGUCUGAACUCUCUGAACAACACGCUGAACUCGAGCCUGCCCGACGACGACGAUGAAUCGAGCAGUUCCCAAAGCUCACAGGGACAUCUUGGCGAGGUUCAGCUGAACGGUAGCUACAAGGAAAACAAAGUGGAUGUUGGCGUGACACCGGCGUUAAGACGCCGAAGGGAGCGAGCGGAGAGACAGAGAAGCUUUAUCAGGGAGCAACAAGAGGCCACGGCGAAUAUGCGAGCAUCCGUGGGCCAUUCGGACGAUCAGGAAGGUCCUUUCCCGACAAACGGACUGCGUUACACGAACGGCACGUCAUACGACCGAAACGCGGACUCACCCUCGAACAAGUUGUCCAGGACGAACAGCAGGAAGGAUUUGACGCCCCUGAUGAAUGCCGCGAACAAGCUCGAUUCCGAGGAGAAGAAACCUUGGUACGGCAAGAGCCCGGACGAGGGUGUCGAGUGCGACGAGGGCAAUCACACCGACGAGGAUGAGGAUCGUCGAGUGGUUUUACAGCUGAAGAGGGAAGGAACCGUCAAGGAUCUCACACAAAAGCUGGCGGCUCAAAAUCUUAUACCGAGCAGUCCGGUCGAGGAGAAGGUUUCCAGGAUAGGUGAUAUGAGCGGUCUGAUCUCGAAAGCGAAGGAGGGCCUAGCCAAGUCUAAGUCGAAAGCGGACGUGUUGAAAUCUCCGACCGGCGACAAUCUGCCGAAACUACAGGAGACCAAGAAAUCGGAGAACGAGCUGCACUGGGAGGAGCUGGUUAAGAAGCUGAAGCGACCGUUGGCGCUCUGCGAUUUGGACUUUACCGAUCUGAAUUCCGACGACGAGGUCGACGUUCUUGGUCCCGUGAACGUGACCAACGGGGUACCGCCGCCUCCACCGCCCAUGGUACCCCCACCUGGUGGUAUACGCGCUCCUCCACCACCACCCUUAGGGGCACGACUGCCACCGCCACUUCCACAAGCCCCACCGCCCUUAUUCGGCGUGAAUCUGAAGUCCCCAAGGUCGCCAAACGCUAAUGACACCAGCAACACGCCAAAGAGUCCGCCGCCGACCCUGACCAAGAAGAGCAAGAAAACGGUGAAGCUGUUCUGGAAAGAGGUCAGGGACGAUCCUAUUAUUCUAUCCAGGCUCGACAAGAACAAGAUGAUAUGGGACGAGCUGUCCCCGGUGCCUGUGGACACGCAAAAGCUCGAGCAUCUGUUCGAGAGCCGCGCCAAGGAUCUCAUCACCAAGAAGCAGCAAGAGAUGAACAAGAACAAAGAGAUCAUCGUGUUGGAUCAUAAACGAUCGAACGCCAUCAAUAUCGGGAUGACGAAGUUGCCGCCGCCGAGAUCGAUUAAGACUGCCAUCUUGAAAAUGGAUGCAACCAUUAUGAACCGAGAGGGUAUCGAGAAACUAUUGACGAUGCUGCCAACCGAGGAGGAGAGGUCGAGGAUACAAGAGGCACAGGCCGCCAAUCCUGACCUACCUUUGGGAUCGGCCGAGCAGUUUCUUCUAACUUUGGCCUCCAUCUCGGAGUUACCCGCCAGACUGAAACUUUGGGCGUUCAAGCUGGACUUCGAGAAUUCGGAGAAGGAAAUUGCGGACCCUUUGAUGGAUCUGAAGCAGGGGAUGGAGACCCUGCGAGUGAAUAAAACGUUCCGCGGGAUUCUGAGCACGCUCCUUUCGAUCGGGAUAUUCCUGAACGGAAAUGAGGUGAAGGGCUUUCAGCUGGAAUACCUCGCCAAAGUACCUGAAGUGAAGGACACGGUCCACAAGCAUUCGCUGCUUCAUCACCUUUGCCACAUGGUGAUGGAGAAGUUUCCGGAUUCAACGGAUCUCUAUUCGGAGAUCGGUGCUGUGACGAGAGCCUCGAAGAUCGAUUUUGACGAGCUGGCGUCCAACAUCGGGAAGCUCGAGAGCGAGUGCAAGGCAUCCUGGGACCAUUUGAAGCUGAUCGCGAAACACGACGGUUCCACCAUGAUGAUUCCAAUGUCCGACUUCCUGGCGGACUGCGCGGAGAGGAUAAUCGUGCUGGGGAUCGUGCACAGGCGGAUCAUAAAUCGAUUCCAUAAAUUCAUCCUCUGGCUGGGGAUCCCGUUGCACAGGGUGCAGGAUACGAAGCCGAACGAGUUCUGCCGUGUCGUGUCCGAAUUCGCGUUGGAGUACCGAACGACCAGGGAGCGAGUGAUACAGCAGCUCGAGAAAAAAGCCAAUCACCGUGAACGAAAUAAGACCAGGGGGAAGAUGAUCACAGAGGUUGGUAAAUUCCGGACGAAGGAGGAUCGCGCGGACGCGGAGCUCAGGCAACUGCUCGGAAGCGAUAUCUCCGACGUGGAGAGUAUUCACGGUACCUUGCCCUGGAGGAGACAGAGGAAAGAUGGACGAACCUCGUUGGGUCCGCUGCUCCGCGAGGAGAAUACCAAUGGUAACCUGACAGACGGUGACGAUGAGCUGCUGGAAUCGUUGGUGAAGACCGCGACGAAGACUCCAGCGACGAGAACGACGCCCAGGGAGCGCAAGAGGACCAGACACGCCGAUCGUAAGUCUUUGCGUAGAACGCUGAAGAACGGCCUCUCGGAAGAGGAGAAGAAGCACAUCGCCGCCUACAUCAAGGGCUACUGACUGUGAUAAAACUUGAAACCUGUAAACUCGUCCGUAAGAAGAGAGGAACAAGCAGCACGAUCAUCGAACCUUUUGAUCGGACGUUGACGACACGGCCAGAGAUAUCGCGAUUCCAACGGAGGCGCGACCCAACGAACGUUGCGAGAAAUGGCGAGCGUCCCGAUGAAUCGCAGAGAUUACACCAAGGUUACACCCUAAAAGAAUUACACACAUAUAUAUAUAGAUACAUAUACAUAUAUUUCAAUCGAUAUUUCUGUAUGCUGACAGAAAGCUAACGUUUUUAUGAAAAUAAACACCC